Molecule: messenger RNA, 3174 nt
Organism: Tetrahymena thermophila SB210
Lineage: Eukaryota; Ciliophora; Oligohymenophorea; Hymenostomatida; Tetrahymenidae
Product: WD domain, G-beta repeat protein
Exons: 8
Molecular function (GO): protein binding
Source: RefSeq, a predicted model, not a curated record
AUGAUUAGUCCAAUUUACUAAGAGUCUGCAAGCAAUUUUAGGGUGACUAAGAAAGAGACUAAUGCAAAAAGCAUGUUUAAUUUUGCAGAAAAGCAGCCUAAAAGUUAUAAAAUGACUGAAAAUGAAAGGAGAGGAGAAGAAAUGUAUAGACAGACAAUCGUUAAGUAAAAAUAAUUAGAAUAAAAAGGAGACUUAAAUAAUUACGAAUAUUGCAAUCCAGAAAACAAAGAGGAUGAGCUACCAUAACCAUAUAAGUUUAUUAAUGGUAUUAUAAAUGAAAUGAUAUUCCACAACAUUAAUUUAAAGAUAUUUGAGAUUGAAAAGACUUAUAAAAGCGAUCCAAAUUAUGAGGGAAAUCUAAGCGAAUUUCCUCCAUAAGGUAGCUUUGAGUUGAAUGGAAUAACAGCUAUUAGCAAUAGCUCUAGAAGUAGAUAUAAUCAAAUAUUUGUAGGGGAUAAAUCUGGAAGUUUAUUUUUACUUGACUUGAACAAAAAAACUUAAGUUUGUAAAAAGGAAAUAACACCUUCUAAACGUAUUAUAAAUAUUUCUUCAUAAACUAUACCUUAUGGAGAAACAUAGCUCACUACUAUUUCUAUUAUUUCAAGAGCAGAUCCUAUUGUUUAUAUUUAUCGUAUAUUGUAGGGUGAUAAUAAGCUUUAUCAUAACUAUAGCAUUAAAAUUCCAAUAGCAUUAUCUUAAGCAGCAACCAACAAUGUUACUGACCAAGCUAAAUUUGCCAAUCCUCUUCCUUUUAAGGCUGAGAUAGGAAUUAAUGGUGAUUUUGUAUCAGUUUGCACAUAUAAUGGAGAUGUUCAUAUUUUUUAGAUUCCAGACCCACCAUAAAUCCCUAAAUAUGAUCCUUCAUAAGAUGAUCCAUCAAAUCAAGUUUAUGGCUCUUAAAUUUCAGGAGCUAUUUAGAGUCCUAGAAGAUAAAGUAUGGCAUCCCAUUAAAGAAUUUUAACAGGACAGAUUUUAGAAAUGAAGCCUGUCGAUAUUGAUAAACCAUUUUAUUCUAUUAAUUUUUAAGGACAAAAAGUCAGCUUAAACUAUAAAGAAUUAAUGGCUAAAAUAAAUGAUGACACAUUUAAAGCAUUAAAUCCUUAAAUAGUAGCAUAGUAGCUUUUAGAGUAGUAGCUUAAAGAAUAAGCAGCAGCUAAAGAAAAGAAAGAUGUAAAAAAGGAUGCAAAAAAAGGAGCUAAAGAUCAAGGACCUACUGAAUAAGAACUUUUAGAAAAACAACAACAAGAAUAAAAACAACAAAAAAAAGAGAUAUUAUUUAAUGAUAUCGUACCUAUUCCAGAAUACAAAGUGUCUCCAAAUGGACAAGAUAUUUCUGAAGAUAUUCCUUUACCUAAAUUUAAACCUCUUGUCAAAUUUCUAAAAACUUAAGUUACCUUGCCUGAUUCAAAAAAAUAUUUUGGAAGACCUAGAUAUUUUGAGUUAGUAACUGAUUUGUUAAUUACAUGGAAAGGAGUCAAAAGUUUUGAGCUGCACCAUUUGAGACCAGCAAAAAUAGAAUAUUUGAUUUCCGUUUUAUAUGAUGCAUUAUAAAAAGAAGAUAAAUCAUUAUCAAGUGGUUCUGAAACUAAAAGUAUAGCAAUCACAGUUAACUCUAAAAAUACUAAAACAGGAGCUGUUCCUGCUUAAUAAACACCUCCACCUCCUCCACCACCUCCAACAUAAGCCUAACUCAGAUAGCUACUACCACCUAUUAAGCCCAAAUUAAAAAAGACAUUUAGUUUAAUUUAUCCUGUAACUUGCCUCAAUAUAAACGAAAGUGAGUCGUUUGCAGCAUUUGGGUUGAAAGAGGGAUCUAUAAUUGUCUGGGACUUACAAUUUAAUUUAUAAAAAUGGGCUUUGGAUCGCCAUACAGAUGAAGUAACUUGCAUAGAGUUCUUAGAAAACUGGAGAUUAGUUUCAGGAUCAAAAGAUGGAACUGUUCAUUUACAUGAUUUGGAAAAAGGUAAAAUGAUGAUGAAGAGAACGAAUGUUUUUAUGGAGAAGAAAAAAAAUUCUGUUGAAAGCAUAGCUGUUUCUAAUUCAGGUCUUGCAUUUGUCUUAGAUUCAUUAAAAAAUUUAAGAUUAUAUGACUUAUGGCAUGGAUAAAAGAUUGCUAAAAUGCAAGCAUCUUCUCAUCUUGAUACAAGGACAAAAUCAUGGACACUAUUUCCCUAAUGUGUUUUAAAUGCUUAGAGAGAUUAGUUAUGCAUUUUAACUGAUAUUCAUCCUCCAUUUGAUAAAGAAGAAGAAAAACAAAUUUAGGAAUGUGGAGAAAUAGAAAGAAUUGCUUUAAAAAAAUAAAUUAUAGAUCAAAAAGUUAAAAAUUAUGAUAAAAACACAAACAUUUCUAUCUUUAGAGUUUAUGAUAUUUUGAUUAAUAUAUUCCCUGGCUUAGCUAACGUUUCUAGAAAAGGGAUAGAUAGAGAUAAAUUAAUAAACUUAUUUGGGCAUCUUUCAAUAGAAGAUUUAAAUAACCCAUCUUUUGAAAUUCCAACAAUAGGACCACCUGCUAUGGGUUAGAAUACACUUUCAUAAGAUAUAACUAAAAAUAGUAGUAAAAGAAUGUCAAAAGCAUAAUUUCCUUCAAUUUUAAAAAACAAAUCUCGAGAUGGUUCAUUAAAUGCAAGUUAAACUUUACAAGUAAAUAACAGCUAAACUAUGAAACAAUAAAAAUCAUAAUUGCAAUAGCAAUAAUAAUAAUAAUAAUAUCAAUAAUAACAAAUACUGUCAUAAUAUGUUUAAUAAUAGAAGUAAAAAUCAACUGCCUCUUUUGAUGAAGAGCCUGAUCUUAAUAGCUCUUUCAAAACUUAACUUACUCAUGCAACUCAUAUUAAAGCCAUACCUCACCCUUAGCAUGGAUAGAAGACUCGUUUAACAAAAGAAGUUUUACACCCAGAAAGAUUUUUACUAGAAAGAAUAAGACUACCAGGUUAAGAAUUAAAAGAUUAUGAAAGAGAUACAAUAGAGGCAUGUAGAAAAAGAUUUGAUGAAAUGGAAUAAAGAGAAAAUAAAGUGAUGAACGAUUUAGCCAGAUUAGCUUAAGAGCUAGAAAAGAAUGAAGAAAAAAGAGUGAAAAGAAUAAAGGAAAUGUAAAUGAGAUAAACUUCAUAACCUAAAUAAAACACUUUCAAAAGAGGUUCUUAGCCUGUAGAAAAUAAAACUUCAUAUUAAUGA